UCAGAAACUGAUCCUCAGAUUUUUGUGAAUUGGAAGUCGAAUGAUGGCAGGAAAUGGAGAUGAUGAUAUCGAUUCGCUAUUUGAGGGGAUGGUCCUAUUUAAUCCUUCCCAAAUUCAAGAAGACCCCAGCCCAGAUGAUCAACAACACGAUCGUACUGAUGACAGUCUUCAACAUCGUCAAGAUGAUCUUCCUACGACAUCUGCUGUCGCACCGUCACCUUCUUCGCAGCCCCUCGAUGAAAAUCUCUUCUCCGACCUCACACUUGUCACUUCCCUCCCAAAUUCUCAAGGAGCUGAACUUGAGCUUCCCCUCCAUUCAGAAUCCCAUCAACCAUCCGCAGGCACAAAUGAAUCUGUACUUGGCGCUGAUGCCGCCGGUGCUUCGGCCGCCACAACAACUACCACGAGACAGAGUUCCAGAAAGAAAAAGCGAGCCGGCUUGAGGAUAGGAUAUGGUAGAGACACCGUUUCUGACGAUCUGCCUCAUCUUCCUUCUCCGCCAGUUGAACAUCCUAUUCCGAUUUCUAGUCACAUCGGUUCUGAAACCCCUGAUGUCUUGCAAAACGCCUAUUCCUUGCCUGAUGUGGAUGCCCUUGCGUCCCAUCCCCCAGAGAUCACCUCGGAUGCUGUUGUUAUCCCACCAGCCGAUGAAUCUUCUCAUGAUAAUUCCAAAUCUGAGAUUAAUCCUAAUCAGAAAGAAGAAGAAACUUCUCCGGGAAGUAAAACUUCUCAUGAUUCUUUGUCUGAGUCAGAGUUUCGACAGAUCAAGGCGCGGAUAGAUGAGAAGCUUAACAGUGCCCAUCAACUGGUAGCCUCUGUUUCUGCUGUCCGGAAGGAUUCGAUCAGGAAUAGAAGAAAAGCCUUUGAGAAUGCGAAUCUUGCUUCUGUUAAGUACAUGGAACUUGAAAUGCAGUUGGAAGAAGCCUGUGAAGCCGAAGAUUUUGAAAGGGCUGAAAGGGUCAGCCAAGACCUUUCGGCUGCUGAGAAGGAGAAACAAGCUUGCAUGAAUUCAUUGAGGGAGGCAGAUGCGUUGAUCGAUUCUGUAGAUUUUAAGAUGCAGCAGGCACUUGACUCCCAAAUUGCUACUGAGGAAGAAUGUGCAAUCUUACUGGAGCAGUUUGCAAAGAAUGCUGCAGAUAAGGCGGAUCUCACCUUGAGAGAAGCAGCCUCAAUGCAUUCAAUAGAAAUGGACAAGUGGCUUUCAUCUUCUGAAUCCUUGGAGGUCAGAAAGAUGGAACUGGAGAUCGAGUCACAAUUUAUGAGUGAAGCUCGGGUGGAGUUGAAUAACACUAUUGAGCAUUGUAUCCUGGAUGAUAAAAGAGAAAAAGAGAACCUUUGUAAAAGAAAGGACAUCUUAAUGGAUGAGCUGGAAAAGCUACUUGCUCUAGUCAAACAAAAAGAAAUGGAAAUUGCACAAAAUGACUCUCAUAUCGAAGCUGUAGAAGAGAAAAUAUCUAAUGUGGUUUCUGGAUUUCAGGAGAUUCAGUCAAGCAUUGAUGUUAAGUAUGAUAACUUGCAAUCUGUCCUUGCUCAAGUGAGCUCAGAGACUGAAACUUUGUCUCUAAAGAAGCAGCAAAUUGAUGAAUUUCUGAGUCAGGAAGAAGGGACAGGAGCAAAGCUGAUGGAACUUGCUAAGACUUCUGAGGAAGAAGCAAAAGGAUACCGUGAAGUAGUUGGUGCAAGAAAAAGCCUCAUGUCAUCUAUAUUGAAAUCCAGGGAGGAAAAAGUGGCGCUUGCAAACAAUGAAGAAAAGCUUUCUGAAGAUGUCAAAUUGCUCCAAGAGGAUGUUUCUGCUGCCCGAGCUUCCUUGCAGGAACUAUCUUCAAGAAAAUCAGGCAUUCAGCAAGAUAUAGCAUCUUUAAAGCAGAGGAUUAUUUUCAUAGGUAAAAGAGUCCCAGAACUCGAAGCAGAGAAGAAAGUUGCUACUGCUGCUAGAAAUUUCAAGGAGGCUGCACGGAUAGCUAGUGAGGCCAAGUCACUGUGUGUUGAAAAAGAUGGCAUGCAGAUAAACAUGGACACAAGCAGUUCAAAUCUUGAGAAGGUUGAGGAAGAAAUCAAAACUACCCUUAAACAAUUGCAAGAGAGCGAGGAAAUGAUUCUAUUGAAGGAAAAGGAAUUAGCAAUGGCCAGAUUUCAGAGGCUACUUUUGACAGCUGGUACUGCCAGAGCAGAAAAAGCCGCCGCAUUGGAGAUGGGUGAUGAGGAAGAAGCUAAUCUCCUGCUCGCAGAAGCCGAAGCUGCAGACUGUGAAGCUGAGAAACUUCAAUCAACAUACAAUAUCAAGGCUGAAGAUUUCACAAACUUAAAAAAUCAUUUCAUUUCAAUUGAUCUCGUGUCUCAUCUUGGCGCAAAACAGUUGGCAGAAUUAGCAGCAUCACAUCACUAAUUUUCUGGUUGAUUUUUCAGAUUACAGUGGAUUUUGUGAUAUUCAAUGGACAAUUUUAUGGAAGAAGAUAAGAAUUCUGAUGGCUAUAUGGUGCUGGAAGUCCUGAUACGUGUCUCAAGUCUUCCAUUGGAGCGCUAUAGAGACACUGUUUUCUUGUUUCCCUGCAUUCAUAUGAUUGCCAGAUCAGAAGAUUAUCCAAAGCUGUGCUUCUUCUCUAACUUCCGAGCUGUUCUGCCCCUACCAGUGAAAGAACAGAGAUCAACCACAACAGACAUGACAGAGUUUUAUUUAUAAGGUUGCCACUAUGCUUCAAGAUUUAUGUUGGGAAUAUGUGCUGUUACAAUUGAUGAUAUUGAUGGGCUGCAUUGGCAGAUCAUCUAUAUCGAGGGCCCACCUAGGUUCUGAUGACAGUGGCAGCAUCUUUGGUGUUGUUUUCUCCUCCCUAAAGAGGCUUUAUCUUUGGCUGUUUGAGACAUCCAUCAUAUGCCUUGUGUUUUGAAGUCUCUGAAAAUUAGGUCCUCUGACUCUAAA
Molecule: messenger RNA, 2917 nt
Organism: Neltuma alba
Lineage: Eukaryota; Viridiplantae; Streptophyta; Magnoliopsida; Fabales; Fabaceae
Product: envoplakin-like
Exons: 3
Coding region: 41-2386 (781 amino acids)
Source: RefSeq, a predicted model, not a curated record